GUAUUGCGGGACCCAAAAACACCAGUGGUUCCCCUGCAGUGCGAGAGAUCAGCGAUGGGACUAGGGACAGAGAGGGAGGAGGGAGGAGAGAGAAAGAGAGGGAAGGAGGGAGGGAGUGAGGUGAGUGUUGCUGCAGAACAACAUUUAGCCUGGCUGAGGAGUUAAUCGGCGAGUAGCAGCAUAUCUGCUCCAUCCAGGCAAUAAUCCUGUUGGGAUAGCCAUGUUCUCAAAGCAACUGCGGCCUCUGGCCUUUGGGAAAAUGUCCUUUGUGGUUUUCAUCCUGACGUCUGCCCUCUCAGUGACUUCCCUGCCGUCUGACAUAGACAAAGGACGGAGAAAGGUGGUGCACGUGCUUGAGGAUGACACGGGUGCGGUGAUUGUACAGACAGCUCCUGGUAAAGUGGUGACACAUCGUGGGGGUUCCAUCACUCUGCCCUGCAGAUUCCACCAUGAGCCGGAGAACACCGAUCCUUCUCGCAUUCGGAUCAAAUGGACCAAAGUAACUGAUGCACUUCAGUUUGAGGACGUCUUUGUGGCACUUGGAAGGCAGCAGCGUGUGUUUGGAUCGUACAAAGGCCGUGUGUUUUUGGAGCAGGCAGGCCCAGGUGAUGCCUCAGUGAUCAUCCAAAAUGUCACACUGGAGGACUACGGACGCUUUGAGUGCGAAGUCACUAAUGACAUGGAAGACGAUACAGGAUUUGUCAACCUCGACCUAGAAGGAGUGGUGUUUCCCUAUUACCCCCUUGAGGGGCGCUAUAAGCUCAACUACCAUGAGGGGGAGGAUGCCUGCAAACAGCAGGACGCCAUUCUGGCUUCUCACUCUCAACUGCACAAGGCCUGGCUGGAAGGUCUAGACUGGUGUAAUGCUGGAUGGCUGGAGGACGGCUCAGUCCAAUACCCUAUCUCUCAUCCCAGAGACCAGUGUGGCCGCAAGGACACCCCCGCCGGUGUCCGUAACUAUGGCUACAGGCACAAAGAGGAUGAGCGCUACGAUGCUUUCUGUUUUACUUCCAAGCUUAACGGCAAAGUGUACUUCCUCAAACGCUUCAAGAAGGUGAACUAUGGGGAGGCGAUGAAGGCCUGCAUUCGAGAUGGUUCAGCUGUGGCCAAAGUGGGUCAGCUGUACGCUGCUUGGAAGUUCCAGCUCCUGGACCGCUGUGAAGCCGGCUGGCUGGAGGAUGGCAGCAUCCGGUACCCCAUAGUCAACCCCCGUUCUCGCUGUGGAGGAUCCCAGCCAGGUGUCCGACACCUGGGCUUCCCUGAUAAAAAAUUCCGCCUCUAUGGGGUCUACUGUUUUCGCAGAAAUGAGGAUGAAACAGCAGAUGGUACUGAAACAAAAAAAAAAAAACACAAACAAAAUGACAAGGAGAAAGAGCAGCAGCAACAGCAGCAGCAGCAUCCCAAUGAAUGCUACCAGUGUGAUUUAAAGUGUAGAGACUGAGAGCAAGAGGGAGAUACAAUUUAGAUUUGACAGCAACAACUGUCCCCUAGCAGCCAACUCCAUUCAUCGCUUUUAAAGUAAAACACUCACAGACAAGACAUACUCAUUUGCAGAUUUACCAGAGAGAAGAAGCGAGGCUGUAUAAAAUUAAGGGUGACAUCUUUAUUAGGUUGAUGUUCCCUCCGUCUCCAGUCAGUCAAUCAUCUUAAGGAGUGAAUAUGUUAACACAUCUGUCGCUGAAAAACUAUGAGGUUAAACAACCGCUUGAUCAUUACUCAGGCACACAUCAGAUCAGAUAUGCAAUGAAUAUCCUUGUUUACUUGUGUGUCUGUGUGUGUGUAUCAUACCUCUGCCCCCUGCUGUGGCCCCUGAGCUCGGAGCUCCACUCUGAGCCAGAAUCUCAGUGUCAGGGUGAAAAGAUCCAUUACCGUGUGAGACGGGAUGAUCUGGCCGACUAUACGUAUUGUUUAAUUGCCUGUAUCCGGGUGCCAUGUUUGGUUAGCGACGCUCCGGCACAAUGUGAGUCAUUUUUCUCAUUAACUAAGACCUGGCAACCUCAUCAUCAGAGUUGCACAAGUAGUGACUAUUGCACUAGCUCUAAAAAUAUUUCCACUUUAAAAACAUAGAGCUUUAUUUUGUGAUAGCAUCUUAGCUUAGACUAAAGCAAGCAUGUAUUGAUUGGCUGAGAGUAGUUGCUGAGGCUGAAUAAGCAGAAAUACAAAGCUACAAUAAUUGCUACCUGGGCCACUAGUUGCACUAUAAAUGUUACAAGCAGCAACCUUUAUUACAGAGUGUGUUUGCCACUAUACAGAAUGGAU
Molecule: messenger RNA, 2259 nt
Organism: Etheostoma cragini (Arkansas darter)
Lineage: Eukaryota; Metazoa; Chordata; Actinopteri; Perciformes; Percidae
Gene: hapln4
Product: hyaluronan and proteoglycan link protein 4
Exons: 7
Coding region: 221-1441 (406 amino acids)
Biological process (GO): cell adhesion
Molecular function (GO): hyaluronic acid binding
Source: RefSeq, a predicted model, not a curated record